Tetrahymena thermophila SB210 is the source of this 1569-nucleotide messenger RNA. RefSeq names its product cytochrome P450 family monooxygenase. The record is from RefSeq and is a predicted model, not a curated record. Lineage: Eukaryota; Ciliophora; Oligohymenophorea; Hymenostomatida; Tetrahymenidae. The transcript has 2 exons. Gene Ontology annotation, molecular function: iron ion binding; oxidoreductase activity, acting on paired donors, with incorporation or reduction of molecular oxygen; heme binding.
AUGAUCAUGGCUAUUUUAAUCACAGUUUUCGCUGUAUUGACUAUUAUUAUUGUUAAACUGCACUUUAUUCCAAUAAUAAAAAUCAUGAUUUUAAAGAGGAAGCAUCCGAAUUAAAUUGAAUCUAUAGUCCAUUUAGGCCCGAGCUUGGUUAGAGAAGAAAAAUAUAAUUUGAAGCAUUAUGAUGAUAAUAUAUAUUCUAUCAGGAACAUUUACAAGAAAAACUAAGAUGUUAAAUUGAUCUUAUACAAAAAUGCAAAAGGAUAGCUGGGUUAUAUAUUUGUAGAUCCUGAACUUAUCAAGCAAGUGCAUCAAAAUCCAGAGGUUUUCUAAAAAUAGAUGAGCAAUCCUAUUAUAAAAUAUUUAUUUUAAGAUUCUCUACUCUUUAAAACAGGAAAGGAAUGGUAGCGCUAAAGAUAAUUUUUAGGAAAAUCAUUCCACUUUGACGAGAUUAAAAACUACUUACAAGACAUUAAGUAAGUGACAAAGGAGGAACUUUAAAAAGUAAAAUUGAAGAUAGAAAGUUAACCAGAUAGGUCAAUAGAAAUCGUCAAGACUUGCUAAAACAUCACAUAAGAAGUUGUUUUUAGAAUUUUUUUUGGCUCUACAAAUUUAAAAGUCUCUAAACCUGAUGGGAAAGAGAUCCCUAUAGCUGAUGAAAUGAUUAGUUCAAUAGAAAGCUUCUAAGUUUUGUUUAGAUCAAAUUAUCUUUUGUUUGCUAAAUUCGUAAUUUUAGGUUAAAACGUACUAGAAGUACUCCCUACUAAUAAAGAAAGGGAAAUUAAAUAAAGAUUCAUAGAUCUUAAAAAGGCUUGCAAAUUAAUAAUUAGCCAAAGAAAGGAAUAACUGAUCAAAAAUCCAACUUUAUACAAAUACAAUUUUUUAGAUUAAUAUUUAAAAGAAGUAAUAGUAAACAAUAAUUAAAGCAUUACAGAUGAAGAAAUUAUAUAGAACUCCUUAAGUCUAUUCUUCGCAGGUACAGAUACAACUGGUAAUUUAGUAGGCAGUGCUUUAUAUUAUUUGUCACUCAAUCUUACAAUUUAAAACUAAGCUAGAGAAGAAGUGCUUAAAGUACUUUCCCAAAAAAAACUAAAUGAAAAUUUAGAGGAAAAGCUAGCUUCACUAACUUUAUAAGAUCUGUCAAAUAUGAACUUCCUCAAUUCAAUUUUAAAAGAAACUCUAAGGUUGAUUCCUCCAGCCCCAAACGUUCUUUCAAGAAUAUGCGUUUAAGAUUUUUAAAUAGGAGACUUCUUUAUUAAAAAAGGAACUCCUGUUGGAACCUACUUUAUCUCAAGUUAAAUGAAUCCUAAAUUGUAUCCAAAUCCUGAAACAUUUGAUCCAAAUAGAUGGAUGAACGCACAAGAACAAAAUUCAAUAAAUUUCACUCCAUUUUCUCUUGGACCAAGAAACUGCAUAGGACAACAUCUAGCAAUUAUUGAGGCAAAGUGCAUUCUUUCAUAUAUUCUAAUAAAUUAUGAUAUUUUACCAAAUGAAAACCAAAAAAUUUAAUUUAGAAGCAAAUUUGUCUAUGGUAUUUAACCUGAUAACUUUAUUACACUUAAAAUAAGAUGA